Messenger RNA from Schizophyllum commune H4-8, 1115 nucleotides. RefSeq lists its product as uncharacterized. The transcript has 3 exons. NCBI's taxonomy places the organism in Eukaryota, Fungi, Basidiomycota, Agaricomycetes, Agaricales, Schizophyllaceae. The coding region runs from base 72 to 1115 and encodes 347 amino acids. Gene Ontology annotation, molecular function: protein binding. The record is from RefSeq and is a predicted model, not a curated record.
GGAAACUUUACUCGCUGCUCAUCUGCUACCUCUCUUACUGUAUAUCGACAACAACUCGCACUAAGUGCAACAUGAGCGCUGUUACCGCCGCCGAGCGCUCUCCAGUGACGAAGCGAAAGAGGGGCGACCUGGGCGGUGAGGCGCACGACGAGCCCCUUGUCCGUUCCAAGAUCUGGUUCGACGACGGGAACAUUGCUCUACAGGCGGAGAAUACGCAGUUCAAAUUCUACAAGGGCCUUCUGGCGACCUAUUCUCCCUUCUUCAGGGACGCAUUCGCAAUCCCGCAACCGCAGGUCGACUCGGACACGGAUACGGUGGAUGGAUGUCAAAUCAUGAGGCUGCCCGAUACAGCGGCAGACGUCGAAUAUAUGCUGAGUUUCCUUCUCGAGCCUAAAUCAUCCACGCUGACGCCCUGCAUCGCCGAUGUGGCAUCAGCACUGAGGAUGAGCCACAAGUACAUCAUACCUGGGCUCUGGGAGGACGCGGUGGCCAGGCUUCGCUACGAAUUCCCUGAUACACUCGAACAAUACAUCGAAAAACGCGAGGUUAUACAUGCCUACACGCGGAUCCAUAUCAAAGCAUGGCAGCGGCUCCGACACCUCGUCGAUAUCCUGCAAACGGUCGGCCUGCACAGGAUCAUGGCCGUCAUGUAUUUUCGUAUCGCAGAUACCAUGAAUGUGGACUUGCUCGCCUCAGAUGCACCCAACGCACCACGGCUGGGACCCGUCAGCAUACAAAGUCGAUGCACUAUGCUGGGUGGACGCGCGAAAGUACUUGCUGCAUCCAUGAAAUGCAUGCGGAUUGCCCUUGCAGACCCGUCUCCUGAGCCCGCGAAUUGCCCGGACCCGCAGGCAUGUGGACGCCGUCGGCGGCUCCUACAAGGAAAGCUUUUCGCUCGCUUUGAAAGUGAUACGAACAUAGCUUUGCUGAUGGACUGGCCGAAAUUCUUGCCACGUCCGCAGGGACCGUCCAUAUGCGACGCAUGCCUGCUGCUCGUGCGCCAGAGAAGGGAGGCCGAAUUACAGGCGACUUGGCAGAACUUGCCUUCGUUCUUCGGCCUUCCAGCCUGGGAAGAGCUGAAAGACUUCGAACUACGGGCAUGUGACAACACAUAG